UCUUUACCUACUAGUGGCAUAGCACCUACUAGUGGAGCAUGCGCAAAUAAUAGCUCGGCUUAGUUCGUGAGAUGAUCGUUGCAUUCAUUGCUGACGUCCGGAAUAUAUCUGCUAUGUCGCGCAGGUCGCAGACGUAAAUGACUUCGCUGUGUACAAGUGUUAGUACACAGACUUAGUUGUCAACGAUAUUAUCGAAUGCUCAGCGACUCUUAUUCUUGUCAUUUGCAAGCGGUUCGAUACAGCGGUUAGAUAGUGCGACAGGCCAACGCAGUAGUCUUUAAAGUUAGCUCUCAGAGUUCAACUGCUCCAACAAGUCUCGCUCCAAGAAGUCUCCCUGACAGAAUAGGGGAUCCGCUACUCACAAUUAGACUAUAUAAGACCGGAAGAAGUUUGAAGAAAAUAUCAGUGCUUCAAAAUCAAACGUGCUUGCAGAACGGCCUCAUCAUGUCUAAGACCAAGGAUAUUACCAAGUUCUCAACUGAACAAUUUCAGGAAUUUCUAAUGUCCUUCGACAUAGUGAUGUGCGAUAUUGACGGAGUCCUAUGGCAUCUAAAUAAACCUAUUGAAGGUGCUUCUGGGUCUUUAGUGACAUUGCAAAACUUGAAAAAAGAAGUGUAUCUGGUAACGAAUAAUAGCACAAAGUCAUUAGAAAGUUUCUAUAAAAGUCUUCAAUACAAAUGUUUAAAUUUAAAUUCAGACCACGUAAUCAAUACCAUAAAAUUAAUUACUUGGUAUUUGAAAAAGAUUGAUUUCCGCGACGAAGUUUUCGCCAUUGUCCCGGAAGCAGCAUGGGAAAUGUUAAAAGAAGCAGGAAUACGAUUAACGGAACCACCAAAGGUUUUUCAAACAAAUAUACCUGCUACCGUAAAGGAAGUAUUGGACCGACCGUCCGUUAAAGCUGUAAUUGUUGAUUUUGAUGUCAAUUGCAAUUGGUCGAUGUUAGCUUUGGCUAUAUCGUGCCUCAAACGUAAGGACGUACUAUAUAUAGCAGGAGCAACAGACGAAUGGUUAUUAAUACAACCUCAAAUUACAAUCUUAGGUCCUGGACCAUUAAUAAACAUUAUCAGCGAGCAGAGCGGAAGAAAGCCAAUUUUAUGUAGUAAACCUAGUCAAAAUUUAAAAGACUACAUUUUAGAUAAAUGCAAUGUGACGGAUCUACGAAGAUGUUUAUUCAUUGGUGAUUCGAUUAAUCAAGACAUGAAAUUUGCUUCGAUGUGCGGAUGCAUAAAGCUUUUUGUCGGCACGGGAUGCGAUACAUUGGAACAGGCACAAAAAGAAGACGACACCUGUCCGGACUAUUAUCUUCCUAGUUUAGGUCAGCUGUUUUCCGUCUAUAACGAUCCACAAUGUCAACGUACUGUCAAUCACAAAAAUAGUUAAUAUUUCGUGCUUCGAGAAAAUGAGUAAUUAUCAAUGACAAUAUCAGUCACUCAAAUCGACGAUGUUAUUUACAAUUAAUUAUUAUAGUUAAUUAGAUUUGGGAAUGUUACUUCAUGUUAGAAAUAACGUGUUACAGUUACUUCUUACUAAUUUUAAAAAAUAACGCGUUACUGUUGAAUUGCAUUUAAAUAGGAAUAUUUCAAUAAAUUUUAUAUAUCAAUA
This is a messenger RNA of Wasmannia auropunctata (little fire ant), 1602 nucleotides long. Its product is annotated as 4-nitrophenylphosphatase-like. Gene Ontology annotation, cellular component: cytoplasm. Gene Ontology annotation, molecular function: phosphatase activity. The transcript has 6 exons. NCBI's taxonomy places the organism in Eukaryota, Metazoa, Arthropoda, Insecta, Hymenoptera, Formicidae. Bases 445 to 1380 code for a protein of 311 amino acids. The record is from RefSeq and is a predicted model, not a curated record.